Molecule: messenger RNA, 2154 nt
Organism: Leishmania mexicana MHOM/GT/2001/U1103
Lineage: Eukaryota; Euglenozoa; Kinetoplastea; Trypanosomatida; Trypanosomatidae
Product: putative cullin 2
Exons: 1
Coding region: 1-2154 (717 amino acids)
Biological process (GO): protein ubiquitination; ubiquitin-dependent protein catabolic process
Cellular component (GO): cullin-RING ubiquitin ligase complex
Molecular function (GO): ubiquitin protein ligase binding
Source: RefSeq, a predicted model, not a curated record
AUGUGCAACACCGUGAUGGAUGCUUACGUCCUCGUUUACCAUCUUAUCUCACAUCCGUGCAGCAAUACGCCUUUGGUGAAGGUAAACGGGAAGGAAAUUUGGGAGGGCCAACAGAUCAUGGCUGUGUACUCCCUUCAAGGUGCGAUUUUUGAGAAGCACUUGCUUAACAACGUGAUGCCUGGUUUCUCUCAGGGUAGCAACGGCUCCACCAUUCAGACGUAUGUCCGCUCAUGGCGUUCUUUUCUGGUAGCUGUCGUCAACAUCAAAACCGUCUUUUCGUCGCUCGCCGACAAAUGGUCUCUGCUAGGUUUAGAGGACAAUCCAUUGGACAGAACGGAAGACAUUGCUUUGAGGAAGUGGUCAAGCGUAGUGCUGACACCGAGGAUGGUUUCCCAGCUCCGCAAAGAGCUGCGUGCGCUUCUUGCAGACGAGCGUGCCGGCCACGGUGCUCCGGACCUAUCUUUUGCCGUGGAAAUCAAAGACGAACUGUCGAUGCUUCCCGAUUCAAACUACUAUCGAAGUGUAGUAGAGGUGGACUACAUUCGCGACAUGUGCGAUUACUGUUGGUCCAAAGUCCGCGGUGUCGUUGACUCUGAUCUCUUCACCUAUGCAAAGCUGUGUCUGGAGCUAAUUGAGGAGGAGGUGAAGCGCGCAGAAACGUUCCUCACUUCCAAGGACCACGCUGUGGAUCGGCUGGUGGAAACAUUGGUGGACGAUCGCAUAUCUGCCUUCGAAUGCGGCAGGCUUUCUCAGUGGCUUGGUUCGAUUGGUCAACGCGAGACAGACGAGAAACUGCAGACGGUGUUCCACCUUCUGUGGUGGAGCAAGUGUAAGGGCGCACCUCUCAUGGAAGGAAUGUUCAAGGAGAGCGUAGGGCAGCACACAUCUACUGCGCUGACUGGAGCAGUACGCGCUGCAGGCGAAGGCACUGACGUGUACGCCGCCGUUAUCGAGUGCUUUGCUUCUAUUAUUCGAAAGUACCGCGAUGUCGUCAUGACGAUUUUCGACUACAACGGCUGCAUGCUGGAGGCGAUGGACGAUGGGCUGCGGUGCGGCUUUACGAGUCUGCGUUCCUUUAACUACAAAAAACUUGCUGACCGCCUGGCAGUCUUCUCCAAUGCAAUUCUGGGGAACACAGGCUCCACGAAGCUUCGUCUCGAGGAUGUGGUGAGCGUGUAUUACUUUUUGCCGGACGCUGAAAACGCCGCAAAGGAUGUCUUCCUUGUCUCUUACCAGAAGCAUCUCGCCAAGCGACUGCUCCUGCACCACUAUGACGAGGCGAGAGAGCAGCGUUCGAUGGAGCAGCUGGUGCAGAUUAAACAGAGCCCUAUCCUCUUCUGCUGCCGAAGUAUGCUGAAGGCGACCACCACGCAGAGCAUCUACGUCGGCGCUUCGAGCGUGAAUGGGGUGAAGGUGAAUCCCGCUUUGCUCUCGAGAGGAACUUGGCCGAGCCUUCCGCACACUCUGGCGAGUUCCGGUGUAUCUGAUUCCCUACUGCGUCAGAUCGAAGAAGCACAGCGCAUCUGCAGCACGCGGCGGCAUGGGCAAAGGAUCGAGUUUUCGGCGCCCUACUCCUCCGCCGUGAUACGGAUGCUCCGGCCAGCAGGGUCGACUGCGACGGGGGACUCGGUUCAGUUGAAGGUGUCGUUCUUGCAAAUGUGCAUCAUUGAUCACUUCAACGUGAAAUCGCAGUGUACAGUGCAAGAGCUAUGCGAAUCCCUCCAAGUAUCGGAGGUGGAGUGCGCCUUUGCCUUGAACCCGUUGGUAAGUGCCACAGUUCUCAAGCUUUCGGGAGCAAUGGAACCGAGCUCCAUCGUAUCGCUUGGCCCAUGUGAUAGCUCGAUUGAUGACGUGAUCAACGUGAUGCCGUUGGAGUUUCACAGCUUCGCUCACCGCGCCGUUGUCAAAUCUCACGAGCAGCGCACGUUUCAGAGCGCGGCAAAGGCAAAUCCUCAAAAGAUGGAGAGCCAAGUUGUGCAUACGCUGAAGCAAAGCGGCUCGAAGACGGCCGAGGAGCUGAUGACAUUUCUCACCUCUGCGAUGCAGCCUCUCAUUGUUUCGCGCGGCGAGCUGAAGCGCGUACUGGAAAAGCUCAUUGAGCGCGGUCUUCUUGUCCGAGAUGACUCUGAGCGCAAGUUCGUAUACUCGCCGUAG